AUGCAGUUUACAGCGAGGUUCCUAGCCGUGCUGCUCUUGGUCUGGAGCACGAGAGCUUCUGCUUUGCCAGGGGAGGAUAAGUUUUCGGUGCAGAGCAGCCGGGAGCAAACCAAAGCUCGUUCAGGCCUGAUCCUCAAGAUGCUGGCCGAUCUCUUGGAUGGGGCAGACGUGGGACGUGAUGGAACACCCUUUUCCAAUUCUGAAGACCUGCUUGACAAUAAACUGGAGGAAGAGCCCUCUGUGCUUGGGAGGCUAUCCCACAUCACCCAGCGAGAUCGCAAAGCCCCUUGCAAAAACUUCUUCUGGAAAACCUUCACCGCCUGCUAA
This is a messenger RNA of Varanus komodoensis (Komodo dragon), 327 nucleotides long. Its product is annotated as somatostatin-2-like. The transcript is spliced from 2 exons. Gene Ontology annotation, molecular function: hormone activity. Bases 1 to 327 code for a protein of 108 amino acids. Gene Ontology annotation, biological process: regulation of cell migration. NCBI's taxonomy places the organism in Eukaryota, Metazoa, Chordata, Lepidosauria, Squamata, Varanidae. Gene Ontology annotation, cellular component: extracellular region. The record is from RefSeq and is a predicted model, not a curated record.